Molecule: messenger RNA, 1942 nt
Organism: Oryctolagus cuniculus (rabbit)
Lineage: Eukaryota; Metazoa; Chordata; Mammalia; Lagomorpha; Leporidae
Source: RefSeq, a predicted model, not a curated record
GCGGGAGCCGCGGUCCCCGCCGAGGUUCCCGUGAAGACCUAGAAAAUGGCUUCGCCGCAUGCGCCUCGCGGGCCGUUGAGGCGCAAAACCGACGCCCUCAGCCGGGAGCCGGGAGCGCAGCGGCGGGCGCACGGCAGGGAUCCAGCGGAAUCGCUGCUGAGUCUCUGAGGAACAGCCUGAAGGGACCAUCUGCAUUUUUGUCUCAGCGAAACUUGGAAGGGAAAUGGAAGGAGAGAAGGCACAGUGCACUAAUGUGAUUGGUAAUAAUCGUGAAGUUCCCAAGGAGAGGAUAAUAAAGUUUAAACCUCCACUGUACAGACAGCGGUACCAGUUUGUUAAAGAUAUAGUGGAUCAGCAUGAACCCAAGAAGGUUGCAGACCUGGGAUGUGGGGAUACAUCACUCAUAAGGCUGCUGAAAGUCUACCCCUGCAUCGAAGAGCUUGUUGGAGUAGACAUUGAUGAGGAUAAGUUACGAUGGAGAGGGGAUCAGCUGUCUCCUUUCAUGGGAGAUUUCCUCAAACCACGGGAUCUGGAUCUGACCAUUACCUUGUAUCAUGGCUCUGCAGUGGAGAGAGACUCGCGUUUGCUUGGAUUUGAUCUGAUUACGUGUAUUGAACUGGCUCUGUUCGUGGCGAAUCGCUAUGGUUACUCUGUGGAGUUUACUGGUGUGGGGGACCCGCCAGCCGGAGCCGAGAGUGUGGGCUUCUGUACCCAGAUAGGCAUCUUCCGGAAGAACGAAGAAAGGGCGGCCGAAUCGAGGGUUUCAGAGCGGCAGGACGAGCAUGUGUACAAAGCUGUUUUCACAGCGUCCUACCCAAGCCUACAGCAGGAGAGGUUUCUCAGACUUGUCCUAGUGAAUGAAGUGUCCCGACAGGUGGAGAGCUUGCGGCUGAAGCAUCUGCGAAGGCUGAGAGAGGGGGAGGGGUUGUUGGGGAUACAGCCACCCGAGAACGACAGCAACUUCCCCUCCUUCGGGCCGGCCUUCACCGACGUGGAGAAAGCCAGGAUAGAGAAUUCUCCCAAACCCUUUGUGGCGGGAAGGAAGUUCUUUGUGCCCCUGCGAAGACUCGUGGCUUACCCCAAACUGCACCGCAUCUGCCCUAAUGAAGACGUGAUGAGGUCACUGGUGGACGACUGCAUCAGCUUGAGCAGCGAUGGUUCUGCAGUGGUGGUUGACCUACACGAUCAUUACGAUUAUCUGUUUGAAAUUUGAGCCAUGCUUAUUUCCUGAAAUUCAGGGUUUUUAGUGACAGUUGGGCUAUCACUAAAUAGAAAAUUUUAAUUUUCUGUGUAGUCAUAAUUCAGGUAAUUUUUUUAAGUUGUACCCCAAAAGUCAUGUCCUUAGCAGGUAGACAGGUGAGUCUGACACAGAGCCAGACUCCUCUUCACCUAAGAAGGAUAUUAGGGUUUAGCUAAAGGUGGUAGGUUUUCCUUUGAAACCAGAAGUUUUCUGUUUUCUCAGGAAUGAAGAAAUUGGAUGUGGUAACGUGUCAGUUUUUAACUUAUGCAUAUAUAUUUUAUGUUACAGUAUGUUGUAUGUGACAUUAAAAGUUUUAAAAAACGUUAGCAUCUAUUCUAUUAAACUCUUUCCCCCAAGGGUUCAGAGUAGCUCCCAAGUCUAAGACCCUCUAUCGUUUGGACCAAAUUCUCAGCUAAAAAUACUUAGCCUGAGACCUCAAAGAAAAGGAAUGCAGGUGCUUGAAAGACAAGCCAUGGCACCAUGUAGUUACUGUCCAUGUCUCUUUUCUCUGGGAGCUUCCAGGGUGGAAUUGGGGUCAUAGUAAUACUGGGAGAAAGAUAGAUAGCUUUGCCCAAUGGAGGAGAAACAGUGGUUUAUUUAUUUGAAAGGCAGAAUUGGGGGAAGAAAGAUCUUCAAACCAUUGGUUCACUUCCCACAUGGCCACAAUGGUUGGAGCUGGGCCAGGCCGAAGCCGGGAGCCUG